ACAUUGGCCGAAGAUAUUAUCUGAGCUGAGGUGGCAAAGUGCUGAUGAAACGGACACGUGUAAAAGCGACGCCAUGUGGAGCCUUAAUUGGUCCAACGAGACAAACACCGCCUUCUCUUUUUCUUUUUCUCUCUUCCUUCCUAUCUCUCUUCUCUCGUUCGAACUUUCUUCCUCUUGUUCUUCUUCCUCCUUUCUCGGCUCUUGUUUAGGCGAGAGGGUUCUCCUGCCAAAUUUUCGCUAAGAAGGAACGAUUCUCAAUUUUUGAGCAGCUUGUGCAAUUCUUGUCCGAUUUUUUAAAAGUUAAUUGGAGUAAGGAAACCAUGGCGGAGAAUCUUUCAAUGCCGGCGACGUCUACGGAUCCCGACCUGACUCAGUGUUUCCUCCCGGAGUCCUUUCGUUCGAACACGGACGCGUCAGCCAUUACCAUCGACACUUCCAAAGAUGUAUGGCGCCAUUGCAAAAACGCAAUACAGAAAAAAUCCAAAGAGUGGACAGAUGAGAAGCACAAUAUGUAUCUUAAUUCGUUAGAAGCAUCUUUUGUAGAGGAGUUAUACAAUUCAAAUCGUUUUGGUGGCUGGGGUGUGAAAAAGAACUCUUGCACGCCAUAUUCUUCCGACCAGUUUGUGGUGCUUGGGGAUGGAUGUUGGAAGAAGAUCAACUAUGAGAAGAAGGAACCUUUGUUGAGUAGUGCAGCUGAGUCUCGCUUAGUGAUGCAUAAUCAAUGGAUUCGUCAUUUUAGUAAUUCAAACAAACGCCGAACUCUGGCAUGUUCUGAUAAAGGACGUGUUGCGGUUUGUAGCAAUGAAACCCACUCAAGAGGGAAGCCAGAACGCUUAUGUGGAUCGGCCAGUGGUUUGGAGUAUAAUCCUGUAUGUCACAAAUGCCAUCAGGAUUUGUGUGACAGCACUGCAGAGGUUUCUGAUCAGAAUUUUAUGGAGGAUAUUUCUGGAGUGAAACCCAGCUGUAAAUCUGUAGUGAAAAGGUUGAAGACUGCUGCAAGUGAUGAUUCUAACAAUGAUCAAGUAAUUAAUAUAGUGCCAUCAAUGCCAUCAAAGAAGUUCCACGCAGCAGAUGCUUCAAUUGCCUAUAGCAUAUCCUCUAACCGAGACAAACAAGGAUGUCAUGAAUUGCUUUCUAAGCACCCUGAAAACUACGUCUGCCCAAAAUCUGAUGGUCACUAUUAUUUGAGAGGGAGCUGAUUUGUGACCUUGGUUUGAAGCUUGGCAGGUUAUGAUUGACAUUGAUACACUUCAAAAGAAAGUUAAGGUUAGCUUCUUAGCUUCUCUACUUUUCUCUGGUGAGAAGCAAAUCAGCGACCCAUACCUAUAGCUAUCCAACAAUGGAAAUCUUCUGCUGGAAUUAAUGCUGUUGCUGUAAAUGAUGUUGCCUUAAGGGUUCCACUCAAGUUCAAGGCGAAAGAAUUUGUAUAUUCUGGAGUUAUGUCCUUAUACCUAGUAAGUAUGGUUGCAUAAUAUAAUAUAGGAGUAGAUGAAAUUGAUAUAUAUGACUCUGAAUGUUAGUAAUUCGAUAUAAGCUUUCCUUCUGGUUAGUAUCUUCAAUUUUUGUAGCAAUGUAAUUCUGAUAGAAGCAACAUGUAAUAGAAUUAGAAGAUGGUGAGAAAUCAAUUCAUUGGUUGUAUGGCUAGUUUGUUGUAGAUGUCCUGGUGCUCUGGUUUAAGUGAUGUUGUUUUCAUUGUAUAUGGUCUCUGUCACUAUUUUAUCAUCAUACUAAACAACUAUACCCUUAAUUUUGUCA
Molecule: messenger RNA, 1755 nt
Organism: Humulus lupulus (European hop)
Lineage: Eukaryota; Viridiplantae; Streptophyta; Magnoliopsida; Rosales; Cannabaceae
Product: cold-regulated protein 27-like
Exons: 5
Coding region: 321-1199 (292 amino acids)
Biological process (GO): regulation of circadian rhythm; response to cold
Source: RefSeq, a predicted model, not a curated record